ACUUGUUGCAUAGUACAUACUUCCAUGGCCCACACCCCCGUCACCCUCUCCUACAACCGUAAAGUGAAAAGCGCGAAGACUACGAGUAGUACGAUAGCAGCCAGCAGACGACGCUGAGAUAGAUUCAAAACUAAUACUAUAUCCAGUUUUCUCUCCCACGCGCGAAGUAGCGGUCAGCGGAGGCUUUCAGAAGCAGUGGAUAUGGCGGACAUGAGAGAAAAUGAAAGAGAUAGAGGCGCAGAGUUACCGGUAUUCCCUUCCGCCAUUCCUUCCGGCGAGCAAACUGUAUGGGCCGACGUUUCACCCCUUCUUCAGCACGCCUGUGAAGAUCUUGAGGAUGGAGAACUCAUACAUGGAGAAAAUUUCAAUCUUCAUGCUGCCAUGUCAGCAUUAGAGAUAAUGGAUCCAAAGAUGGAUUCUGGAAUGGUUCGUACAUACUACUCUGUUGAUGAAGCAAUCGAGUGCGGUGUUGCCCCUGUUCCUCUGAGUGUUGAUAGAACCAUUGAUGUUCAACGCAUAAUUGACAUUAUGGAUCAUCUUUUUGCUUGUGAGGCUACAUGGCAUAAAGGUCAAGCACUAGCACAGACUGUAUUUUCAUGCAUCUACCUUUUAAGGCCUGAUAGAACAUCAUCAUAUCCACUACUACAUUCAUUUUGUCAAGUCACACGUGCUACUUGCAAUGCAGUUGUUUCCACAGUCUCGGAGGCACGAACAAAUGAAGAGGAAGAUCUAUUCACAAUGACGCACGGAUUGCCAUUGAAAGUGGAUGGGGAUGAUAAAUGCUUAACAAUGUUGCAUGCAGUAGAUGAAACUGUUUCUCGCCAAUUACGUGCUUGCAAAGCUCCAUUUGUUAAGAAGAGAGUUUUAGAAGAUAUGGAGCCAUUACAAACUAAUCUUGAUCUAGAAGAAGGAUUCUGCAAAGCUUUGUUGUGUCGCUUACGCUUUCGUAAGUACCUUUACCAUGUUUUGACAAAUAUGAAGAGACCUCAAGGCAGAGGCUUUGAAUUGGCAAAGAAACACAUUGCUUCUUGCUUACAAGAGUUAGAUUCCAUGCUUAAAAUGGAACAUUUCCUGAGUCAGAGCAAUUCACCAACAAAUGAUGCAAUAGAAGAUAAAACAACUGCCUCUGGUUGUGCACCUUUUGGAUUUGAUUCUACUUUAAACAGCAGGUUAUCAGCUCCAGCUCCACCUCGCACAAUUAAGAUACUUAGCUGGAAAAAGGCAAUUGAUUACUUCAGAAAGCUUCUUCAUGAGCUGGAUUAUAUAUGCUCCCACAAUUUGGAUCCGGUGUUUGAAAGUGCUUUGCACUUUGUAGUCGAGUUUCAGAAGCUGCAACCUGAAUUAGUUUCUAGAGCUCAUCUCCAGCAUUUGCUGAUUCAAGAUGGGAAGCUCUAUGGACGUGAUUCACUCUUUGCUGUGAUCUGCAAUGCAGCUUUAUUGCCUUCAGCUGCUAAGGACCAUACUAUCCAAAACAUUGAAACUUUCUCCCAACUUGGGCUGUUAUUGAUCACUUUGCUAAGGGUUCUUUGUACGAAUCUUGCUUGGCAAAGGCGUAAACUUGGGAAAACUUUGCAAGAUUGGCGGAUCAUUUAUGUACAGUUAGAACUGGCUUUCAGGAAGGAGUUCGGAGAAACUUGUAGUAAUCUAUAUGAUGAGAAUAUUUGUGCAAAAAUAUUCAAGUACAUUCUUGUAUGGAUAGAAGAGCAGACAUACUGGAUAGCCUACCGUUUUCUUAUAUUGGGCUUUGAUCUUGAGCUAUAUUCUACUAGUGAAUACUGUAUGGUGUAUUGGUACAUAUAUGUUAUCUUGAUCAAGCUUACAGAAAAAACCCACUUCAGAUUGAUGGCGGCAAGCAAUGAAAAUGUUAAGCGGAAAGGGAAGAAGCGAGAUUUGAUGAAGAAUGGGGCAAGAGAUUUUCCUCUUCCACCAGCAGUGCUGUUUCUCCAAUGCAAGCUAAAUAUAGUUGAAGGUCUUACAAUGAUGCUUGCAGCUUUGAAUAAUGACUUGAAGAUCUAUCAAAAUGUGGGACCUUUCAACACAGAACUUGAGAGAUUUAUGCAGCAUUUUGAGCUCCUACAGAAAGCAUGCAUCCCUGAUCAUGUAUCUUAUUUUUCUUUCAAGGCAGCAACAGCUCAUGCUCGUAUAUCUAGUGUAGCCAUGUACAAUAUCUUCAAAGACGCUCAAACAAUCUCAAAGGAACUGAGAAGCAGCUUUUCUAGCAACCCUAUCAAGAUGGCAGAAAUUAAAGGCAUAGAACAGGUAGCAGAACACAAUGCCGUCGCUAUGAAUCUUAUCAGCCGAUUAGGCACUCUCGACUCAUCACUCAAGGUUUACUUCGAAUUCAGCCACCAUCCUUACUUUGCUACUGCCAUUGUGAAGAGAUCUUGAAACUUAUCUCCCAAUUUUUUUCCCCAUAGUAACCCUUCUCACACCCCCUUGCUAGAACAGGGUAUUAGAGAGAAAGUUUUCCAGUAGAUGGUGUAGUAGCUACUAGCUAGCAUUCCCCAGUUUUUUGUUAUUUGAAAUGUCAAAUUCCACCAUUUCUCCAUUCACUUUCAAUAUUUUUUUCUCAAUAAAUGUACUGAACGAUAUACUUUAUAUGCCUCAAGGAAAGAUAUUCUUUAACUUGUAGUGUGCAAGAUAGAAUGUUCAGGAUACUGUAACAUAGAUUGGGUAACUUAAUGAUUCACAAUGAUUUUGUAAAGCUUGAAACUGUCGUUGAAAGAAUUUAUUUAUUGCUGUCCUUUUAUAGAUUCUUGAAACACAUUGUAUAAUUUUUAUACUUUCUCUGUCUACCUGAGGAGGCAAAUGUUAUGAUUUCUUGUAUUGAGAAUUAUGAAGCUGUUGUGCGAA
This is a messenger RNA of Cuscuta epithymum, 2853 nucleotides long. The record is from the annotation of a GenBank genome assembly. NCBI's taxonomy places the organism in Eukaryota, Viridiplantae, Streptophyta, Magnoliopsida, Solanales, Convolvulaceae.